AACCAACUAAAAAUUUCAAUUUGAUCAAAAUGGACCAAGAAAAAGUAAUGGCCAUCGUAGGCUUGACCAAGAAGGAUAUUCUCAAUUUAACCAAGAGCAAGAGUCUUUCUGCUAAAUUCAUCACACUUGUCAAUGAAGUACAAAUUCCAUUGGAAAUCACAUCACCACAAUUCAACUAUCAAUGUGGUCCAUUAUUGGUCAAGCUAAUUCAAUCCACCUUGCCAGAAACUAGUGCCAAUAGAAAGACCGUUGCAACCUAUAUUGCCAAGGGAAAGCUCAAAAAUUCCCAACAAGUUGAAAAGGCUAUCAAGUAUGCUUCUACCAAGACCAAGUUUGAUGUUAAGGAAUUUGAAAAGGAAUGCGGAAUCUAAUUCACCUGAUACCAUUCAAAACAAUGCAAACAAUUUAUUUCCUUCGACUUGAUACUUCAAAACCCUCUCUCGUUGGUUACUAAAAUGAUGAGAGGAAGAGACAAUGAAAGCUUGAAAUUUUGAACUAUUUCGCAAUUCAGAUAAAGAUUUGUUAUUGAUUUAA
Naegleria gruberi is the source of this 534-nucleotide messenger RNA. RefSeq lists its product as uncharacterized. The transcript has a single exon. The coding region runs from base 30 to 371 and encodes 113 amino acids. Gene Ontology annotation, biological process: tRNA aminoacylation for protein translation. The record is from RefSeq and is a predicted model, not a curated record. Lineage: Eukaryota; Heterolobosea; Eutetramitea; Acrasida; Naegleriidae. Gene Ontology annotation, cellular component: cytoplasm. Gene Ontology annotation, molecular function: ATP binding; aminoacyl-tRNA ligase activity.